UAUCUUUCACCUUUUCUAGAUCAAAAACAACAAAAAAUGGCAAUAAACGGUCAAUAUAAUGUGGGUCAAUACGUUGUACCAUUCGUCUGUUUGUUGAUCAUAGUCAUGGAUCUCACCGCAGGGAUUCUCGGUAUUCAAGCUGAGAUAGCCCAAAACAAGGUGCAAAAUCUAAGAGUAUGGAUCCUCGAAUGUCGAGAUCCAAGUUAUCAAGCAUUCAAACUAGGGUUUGCAGCCGCGGUGCUUUUGGCAUUUGCUCACGCCAUUGCAAACUUAUUUGGUGGGUGCCACAUCGUAUUGUCCAAACCAGAGCUAGACCGAGCCACCUCCAACAAACAAUUCGCCAUGGCUUCACUCAUCCUAUCAUGGAUUACAUUAAUCAUUGGAUUCGGGAUGCUAAUUGCUGGAGUCAUGGCUAACUCAAGUUCAAGAAAAUCAUGUGGAGUUUCAAACCAUCGUUAUUUGUCAAUUGGAGGCAUUGCGUGCAUCAUUCAUGGAUUGUUUGCUGUUUCUUAUUACAUUUCUGCCACUGCUGUUGAAAAAGAAGAAAAGAAGUUGAACCCACAUGGACCCACCAUGAUGAACCACCCCCCUGGACCAAUGAUGAUCCCGCCUGGACCGGUUCAUGCACCCUCAGCACCUGUUUGAAUCUUGGAUAUUUUUUAGUGCUACAUAACUCCUAAACAAAUACAACACAUAAUAACAAUGUACUUUAAUUAUCACCAGAAUUCACCAUAGCAUUCAACACGAUCUCCCCUUGCUCUUUCAAAAGCUCCACCUUCUUCAAGAAAUGCUUAAGUUCUUGAACCUUAAGAUUCUUCCAUUUUUCUUCCAUUUCUAACUUUUUAGGAGCUGAAAGCAACUCUAACCCCUUGUUCAUAAUCGCCUCAUCUGUAAACAUGAACCCCAUUGAACCAUGGUCCGACCUCAGGGGCUGCACCACUUCCGGUUCAACCUCUUUAGGGGUCACCUCAGGUUCAGGUUCAGGUUCAACCCCUCCAUUCACAUUACUCUUACGAUUCUUGUUUGGUUUGGGUGUCACGUUGACUUUCUUGAUGGUGGAACUCAUGACUACAUUCUUAUUACUAUCAUUACCCCAUAAGUUUUUUGAUAAUUCAUACAUUUUCUUCUCAUGGGGAUUCGAAAAAGAUCGAACUUUUUUACUUUGGUUCUCAGCUCUGGCUACGUUGUUUUCGUACUUCUUCCUCAGUCUUCUAACUUUGGCAAUCACUUGUUUGUUGUUGACAUCGACAUGAAGUGAUUUCUUCACGAAGUCAUGAAAAUCGUUGACAUCUGCAACGGGAUCUUUACCCUUUUCAUUAACGUAAUUGAUCAUACCUUCGAUUAGCUCAAUUUCGUUGUCUUCACUCCAGAGUCUUUGAAAAAGUUGUUUCUUUUCACCACCAUUACCCGCAUCCGGUGCCGCCACCGCGACCACCGUCUUCUUCUUUACCCUCUUCAAAUCCUGAGGUUCACCCUCCGCCGCAGGCCGUUUUCCGGUGGAUGAUUUAAGAGGAGGUGGUGAAUAGCGAGUGGUAGGAAUCUUGGAUCUGGGUUUUUUCGAUUGGUCAUCUUCCAUGGGCUUCGAGGCUAUGGGUUUGAUACUCGGGUCGGGUAUUGUUGACUUCUCAGAAGACUUAUCGGUGUCGGAUUCAGACUCUGAGCCCGAUUCGUCAGAAGAUGAAUUGUGGGUGAGUUGCGUUUUCUUGGAAGAAGGUGGAGGUGUUGACGUCUUGUCGGGCUCCGAUUCUGAUUCCGACCCUUCAGACGAAACUUCUUCUUCUUCACCGGAGGAUGAAUUCGCUGGUUCACUCUCCGAUCCGGCCAUUGUUGGUAAGAAAGAGCUGAGCUUGUUGCGAUAAAUCUAGGGUUUCUUAGUGGAGAAAUGAGAGAGGUAGGGUCUGGUGAUGUAUUGCAGCUAAACAAGAAUUCAGUCGUACGCGAAACACGAUGCUUAUCGAGACUCCUUGGCGUUUGGCUCGUGUUUCGGAAUCGGUCAUAAGGAUGUAAUUGGC
This is a messenger RNA of Lactuca virosa, 2012 nucleotides long. Lineage: Eukaryota; Viridiplantae; Streptophyta; Magnoliopsida; Asterales; Asteraceae. The record is from the annotation of a GenBank genome assembly.